AUUUUAAACUCUACUCGAUGCUCCAGUGUUUUACAGUGGGGUUUCGUUUUGUUGCUCUCUUGGAUCGGACUCAGAUGCCAUUUUUCUAGGAGCUGCUACUAAGUUGAAAAUGAGAGGAACCCUUGGUGGAGUCGGUGGUGCUUCCCCUAGUCUCAUUGAGCCCAGACACAGGCUCUCUUCUUCUGCAUCUAUUGAGGAGACCAACAAAAGGAGGCUUUUGAGAAGUAAAAGCUACAAAGAAGGGGAUAAGGCACUCUUCAGUCCCACCAAAGAUAAGUCUCUGACCUGCAAAUUCCCUAUAUUGAAGCUUGCCUUUGCUGUUAUUGCAUUGGGAGCGCUGUUUACACUAUGGCAUUCUCCAGCAAUUCAUUCUGAGAUUUCGGCAAAUUCAGGAUCUAGGUCAUUUUUGGUAGACAAACAGACAAGAAAGGAUGCUGGUGUUGAUCAACGAUAUAUUUCUGUUUCAGAUAUUCAAUGGGACCAAAUGUCACGAGUUAUUGAGAAACUGACUGAUACACAUGAGUCUUUGGGUGUAGGGUUGUUAAACUUUAAUGACAAUGAAAUUGAUCACUGGAAAGAGCUAUUACCUGAUGCAGAACAUGUGAUAUUGAACCUGGAUUAUAUCUCAAAUAAUGUCACUUGGGAUACAUUAUAUCCUGAAUGGAUAGAUGAAGAAGAAGAAUUUGAGGUUCCCACUUGUCCUACCUUGCCCAAGCUUCAGGUUCCGCGCAAACCACGCAUUGAUCUGAUAGCAGUAAAACUACCCUGCAAGAAGCCCGGGGACUGGUCGAGAGAUGUGGCUCGUCUACACUUGCAACUUGCAGCAGCGAGGUUUGCUGCCACUGCUAAAGGAUUUCAUCCAGUGCAUGUACUCUUGGUCACUGAGUGUUUCCCCACUCCAAAUUUGUUUACUUGCAAAGAUCUAGUCGCACGUGAAGGAAAUUUGUGGUUAUAUAAACCAAAUUUAAACACUUUGAGGGAUAAACUUCAACUUCCCGUUGGAUCGUGUGAACUUGCAGUUCCUCUCAAGGCUAAAGAGCAAUGGCACUCUGGUAAUGCACGUCGAGAAGCAUAUGCAACAAUCCUGCACUCAGCACAUUUUUAUGUGUGUGGGGCCAUAGCUGCAGCUCAGAGCAUUCGCAUGGCAGGUUCUACUCGGGAUCUUGUGAUACUUGUUGACGAGACAAUUAGUGACUAUCAUAGGGGAGGAUUGGAGGCAGCAGGAUGGAAAAUUCAUACAAUAAAAAGAAUCAGAAACCCAAAAGCUGAACAAGAUGCCUACAAUGAAUGGAACUAUAGCAAAUUCCGUCUCUGGCAGUUGACAGAUUAUGACAAAAUCAUCUUCAUUGAUGCUGAUUUGUUAAUACUAAGAAAUAUCGACUUUCUCUUUGAGAUGCCAGAAAUAACUGCAACGGGAAAUAAUGCUACACUGUUUAAUUCAGGGGUGAUGGUUGUUGAACCGUCAAACUGCACAUUUCAGUUGUUGAUGGAUCAUAUCAAUGAGAUUGAAUCAUACAACGGUGGGGACCAAGGGUAUUUGAACGAGAUCUUCACAUGGUGGCACCGAAUCCCAAAACACAUGAACUUUCUGAAACACUAUUGGGAAGGUGAUGAGGAGGAGAAGAAAGAAAUGAAAACACAGCUGUUUGGUGCAGAUCCUCCAGUCCUGUAUGUUCUUCACUAUUUAGGGUUGAAACCAUGGUUAUGCUUCCGUGACUACGAUUGCAACUGGAAUGUUGAGAAAUUGCACGAGUUUGCAAGUGAUGUUGCGCAUAGGACAUGGUGGAAAAUCCACGAUGCAAUGCCGGAGAACUUGCACAAGUACUGCUUGCUUAGAUCCAAACAGAAGGCGGCCUUGGAGUGGGAUCGAAGGGAAGCCGAGAAAGCUAACUACACAAAUGGCCAUUGGAAGGUCAAGAUAAAAGACCCGCGUUUACAGAUAUGUUUUGAAGAUUUUUGCUUCUGGGAGAGCAUGCUAUGGCACUGGGGAGAAACAAAUUGGACAGAUAAUUCAACUUCUACUCCAACACCACCUAUGGUUAAAACUGUUUCACUCUCCUCUUUAUAAUUGGAGAUGUAUAUGAGUAUAUGACACACAGAAGAAUCAGCUUUUAGCUAUUGAAAUUGAAAGAAUGCUACAAUGUAUAAGUAUAUUCUUUUGCUUCUUGAACUCAAUUGCUUAGCCACUUCAUGUGUUGAAGCCCUAUGUAUAAGUAUUUUCCUGCA
Messenger RNA from Ipomoea triloba (trilobed morning glory), 2226 nucleotides. RefSeq names its product putative UDP-glucuronate:xylan alpha-glucuronosyltransferase 3. Gene Ontology annotation, molecular function: glycosyltransferase activity. Lineage: Eukaryota; Viridiplantae; Streptophyta; Magnoliopsida; Solanales; Convolvulaceae. Gene Ontology annotation, biological process: xylan biosynthetic process. The transcript is spliced from 4 exons. The record is from RefSeq and is a predicted model, not a curated record. The coding region runs from base 110 to 2068 and encodes 652 amino acids.